Drosophila navojoa is the source of this 2244-nucleotide messenger RNA. RefSeq names its product Polypeptide N-Acetylgalactosaminyltransferase 4. Gene Ontology annotation, molecular function: polypeptide N-acetylgalactosaminyltransferase activity. The record is from RefSeq and is a predicted model, not a curated record. Lineage: Eukaryota; Metazoa; Arthropoda; Insecta; Diptera; Drosophilidae. Gene Ontology annotation, biological process: protein O-linked glycosylation. Gene Ontology annotation, cellular component: Golgi apparatus.
AUUCAUUUUGAUAAGUUCGCAUUAGUUCCGCCAGAUGGCGUAAGCGUAAAAGUGCUCGCAUCGUACUCGAAACAGUUGCAGUUGACUCAACGUGUCUGGCCGCUCGGGCCUGAAACCAUUCCGAAUCAUAGCCUCCCAGCAGAACAACGUAUUGGCCAUGGCCCUCAAGAAGCGCCAGGUGAAGCGGCUGAUGCGCAAGCUCAUCUUCCUCGUAAUGAUCAUCGGGUUCAUCUCGCUGCUGACCACGGUGAUUGUGGAGAAGCGUCUGAGCAAAGCGAAGCCAUCGGACGAGGUGGACGAAAGCAAUUUGGAUCCCAAUGGGGAUCCGAUAACGCCGCAAUUUCGUGCUGCCCACGUGGAGCCGACACGUCGAAAAGCCCGUCCGCCCUUUCAGGAUCGGAACUCUGUGCGCGAUGGUGGGCACGUUGAGCCAGUGGAGACGACCAAGCCGGAGACAUUGAAAAUGUUUACGCUGCCAACGCCGCUGGGCGAGCGCAAGGACUGGCACGACUACAAGGCAAUGGAAGCGGACAAGGCGCGCGUCGGCCUGGGUGAGCAUGGCCAGCCAGCCAGCGUAGAUCCGUCCGAGAAGGAGCUGGAGCAGCAGGAGUACCGCAGGAACGGCUUCAAUGGCUACCUCUCCGACCGAAUCUCGGUGAAUCGCUCAGUGCCCGAUGUGCGAAAAGAGGCCUGCAAGACGCGCAAGUAUCUGGCCAAGCUGCCCAGCGUCAGCGUCAUCUUCAUAUUCUACAACGAACACUUCCAGACGCUGCUCCGCUCCAUUUACAGCAUCGUCAAUCGCACGCCGCCCGAGCUGCUCAAGCAGAUUGUGCUCGUCGACGAUGGCAGUGAAUGGGAGACGCUCAAGAAGCAAUUGGACGACUAUGUCGCCCUACAGUGGCCCAAAUUGGUGGACGUCGUCCACAAUCCUGAGAGACGUGGCCUGAUCGGAGCACGCUUAGCGGGCGCCAAGGUGGCCACCGGUGAGGUUAUGGUCUUCUUUGACUCGCACAUUGAAGUCAAUUACAAUUGGCUGCCGCCGCUUUUAGAGCCCAUUGUCAUCAACAACAAGAUCGCCACGUGUCCCAUCGUGGACAUUAUUGAUCACAAUAAUUUCGCCUAUAAUGGCGGCUAUCAGGAGGGCUCACGGGGCGGCUUCGAUUGGCGUUUCUUCUACAAGCAGCUGCCGGUGCUGCCCGAGGAUAGCGUGGACAAGUCUCUGCCGUAUCGCAGUCCGGUCAUGAUGGGCGGCCUGUUCGCCAUCAAUAGCAAGUGGUUUUGGGAUCUGGGUGGCUACGACGAUGAGCUGGAGAUUUGGGGCGGCGAGCAGUACGAGCUGAGCUUCAAGAUCUGGAUGUGCGGCGGGAUGCUGCUCGAUGUGCCCUGCUCUCGCGUCGCGCACAUCUUCCGCGGCCAAAUGGAUCCGCGACCCAAUCCACGCAAUUACAACUUUGUGGCGCGGAAUCACAAACGCGUCGCUGAGGUCUGGAUGGAUGAGUACAAGGAGUUCGUCUAUAAGCGCGAUCCUGCGACCUACGACAACAUCGAUGCGGGUGACUUGACGCGACAGCGCGCGGUGCGCGAGCGUUUGCAGUGCAAGUCCUUCGACUGGUUCAUGAAGGAGGUGGCGCCCGAUUUCCUUGCCAAAUUCCCGCCAGUGGAGCCGCCCGCCUACGCCUCGGGCGCCAUCGAGAGCCUGGCCUUCAAGGACCAGUGUCUGGACUGCCUGAAUCUGGGCUCCAAUCAUCCCGUCGGCCUCUACGCCUGCGCCCACAACCGCACCCAUCCGCAAGAGAACCAAAACUGGGCGCUGACCGCCCAUCGUGAGCUGCGGCGCAUGGACGAUGCCUGCCUGGAUGUGCAGGACUCGCACCCGAAUGCCACAGUCUGGAUGUGGGACUGCCACAAUCAGGGCGGCAAUCAAUUCUGGUACUACGAUCGCCAACACCUGUGGCUGGUCCAUGGCCAUCACGGCAGGAACUGCCUGGAGGCAUUUGUCGAGAAUGGCGUCUCGAAGGUCGUGACCAACCGAUGCGAUGAGCACAAUGAGCGACAGCGCUGGAGAAUCGGUCAUGUCAAUGACACUCUGCUCGAUCGUUUCUUUGAGGGCUUGGACAAGAACUAACAUCGAUAUGAAUAAUUUUGUAUUCCUGUUGGCUUUAGCAGGAGAUUCCCUAUAUUAGUUUAAAACUAUUUAAAAUAGCAACUAAAUAAAGUCAGAGUCAGAUUUCUAAGCACGGUGAA